Pomacea canaliculata is the source of this 4076-nucleotide messenger RNA. Its product is annotated as signal recognition particle receptor subunit alpha-like. The record is from RefSeq and is a predicted model, not a curated record. The transcript has 13 exons. Gene Ontology annotation, biological process: SRP-dependent cotranslational protein targeting to membrane. Lineage: Eukaryota; Metazoa; Mollusca; Gastropoda; Architaenioglossa; Ampullariidae. Gene Ontology annotation, molecular function: GTPase activity; signal recognition particle binding; ATP hydrolysis activity. The coding region runs from base 61 to 1986 and encodes 641 amino acids. Gene Ontology annotation, cellular component: signal recognition particle receptor complex; endoplasmic reticulum membrane.
UCUUAUAUCAGAAAAGUUCCGGUUGCCAGAAACUACCAACGUGAAAGCCAGAUAAGCAAUAUGUUGGACUUUUUCACCAUAUUUAGCAAAGGAGGAAUUGUUUUGUGGUGUUUUCAAGGGACAUCACAACUAUUCACUCCGUCGAUAAAUGCCUUAGUGAAAACAGUUAUUCUUCAGCAACGGACAGGAAGUAAUUCCUUCAAUCAUGAGUCACUAACUUUAAAAUACAAGCUGGAUAAUGAAUUUGAGCUUGUUUUUGUGGUUGCCUAUCAGAAGAUUUUACAGCUAUCAUAUGUAGACAAGUUUUUGAAUGAUAUUCAGCUGGAAUUUCGAGACAAAUACAAAGAUGACCUUUCUCAUGGAAACCUGUCCCGCAAUUUUGACUUCACAGAGACAUUUCAGAGAAUGCUACGUGUGCAAGAAGAUGAGAGCAAGCAGGAAGCAAAAGCACCAAAAGCAAUGAGAACAUUUGAAGAAUCACAGAAAUCAAAGAAGACUGUUUCAUCUAUGAUUGAAAAUAAAAAGGACGAAAAGAAAGCAGUUAAAGUGAAAGACAAUAAAAAUUCAAAAUCUGCAAACUCUCCAGCUCCAGGGCAGAAACCCCCUGCUGUAGAAGUUACAUCAUCUCCAGGAAAUGGAACCAUCAAAGAUGGAGAGAUGGAUGAAGAAACAUUACGCAAAAACAGGGAACUUUUAUUUGCUCGUGGAAAGAAGAAACCUGUAGUUUCCAAAAGCCCAGAACCUAACAAAAAAACAAAGAGUGCUCGUGUAUGGGAACUAAAUGGCAAAAACUCAGGAAGCUUGGACUUUAGCAAUGCAGACACCGAAGCUACACAGAAUGGGAUGCUAGAAGACAAGAAGAGUAUGCCUACAAAAGCAGAGCUAGAGUUGGUGAAUACGAUGUCUGGCCAGCUGAAAGACAUAGAGACAGACAGCAGUGAGGAGGAGGAUGACGACGAGGAAGUAGAGGAAGAAAAGGCACCGAUUCCAAAGCAGAAAGCAAGUAAAUCAUCAGGAGGGUUUGGGAUGUUCAGCAUGUUCAAAAAUCUUGUUGGUUCGAAGACUCUGUCAAAAGAAGAUCUGGCCCCAGUUCUUGAAAAGAUGAAGGACCAUCUCAUUGCUAAAAAUGUAGCAGCUGACAUCUCUUCUAAGCUGUGCGAAUCUGUGGCAGCCAAAAUUGAAGGAAAAGUGUUGGGGACAUUUGGAAGUGUGACUGCUACAGUGAAGGCAGCAUUGCAGGAGUCCUGCAUGCAGAUCCUGGAGCCUCAGCGCCGUGUGGACAUCUUGCGCGACGCCAUGGAGGCUCGGCAGCAGCGCCGACCUUUUGUCAUUGCUUUCUGUGGUGUUAACGGUGUUGGCAAGUCUACCAACUUGGCUAAAGUUUGCUUUUGGCUGAUAGAAAAUGGCUUUCGUGUGCUGAUAGCAGCAUGUGACACAUUCCGUGCUGGGGCAGUUGAGCAGCUGCGUACUCACGUGCGCAAAUUGAAUGCCUUGCACCCCCCAGAGAAACACAAUGGCCAACAGAUGGUACAGCUGUAUGAGAAGGGCUAUGGCAAGGAUGCUGCUGGCAUUGCUAUGGAGGCUAUUAACUAUGCCAGAGAUUGUCAUAUCGAUAUUUGCCUUGUGGACACAGCUGGACGGAUGCAAGACAAUGAGCCAUUAAUGCGUGCUCUGGCCAAAUUGAUUAAGGUCAACCAGCCUGACCUGGUGUUGUUUGUGGGAGAAGCCCUUGUGGGCAACGAGGCAGUCGACCAGCUGACUAAAUUCAACCAGGCUUUGGCUGACCACUCCAACAUGACUCAGCCCCGCUUGAUUGAUGGAAUCAUUCUGACCAAGUUUGACACCAUUGAUGACAAGGUUGGAGCAGCUAUUUCCAUGACAUACACCACUGGUCAGCCCAUUGUCUUUGUUGGAACAGGCCAGACCUACACAGACAUUCGCAACCUCAAUGCUCGUGCUGUUGUCAGUGCUUUGCUUAAAGCUUGAAGAAUUUUCAAGCUUCCUUACACAGAUUAAAACAAAAUUUUUGUUCAGGGUUUUGCUGGACGCGUUUUGAGAUGGUUUCCUCGUGUUUUUUUUCUCCUGUUUUUGAUUGAUUUUGUGUAUUUUAUGAGGUGCCUUCAGUUACUGGCUUCUGUCCCAGAUGUGUUCUAUAAUCAAUCAUGUAGUUUAUUUUAGUUUGCAAUUGGUCAUAUUUUUGGCUUUUACGAAAAUCUAUUCUUUGCUUUAUUAAAUUUUGCACAUUAUGAUAUGUUCGAGAGAGAAAACUCGUGAUUUCUGUCAAAAUGUUAGCAGGGAACACUGUUUUAUACUCUAAUACUUUUUCCAUCAAAGUUAUUUCAUGCCUUAUUCCUAUGUUUCAAUUUUCAUGGCUUUAUGUUACGACUUCCCCAAGAGUAGGCUCACUCAGCAGUCAAGGAUGAUUUUAUUUUUGUUUGUCAGCAAUAUGGUGGUUUUGUGAGUCUUUUUCUACGUGAUAUUUCCAUGCAGUAUCACAUUGUCUUAAUUCAUCUAAGUCAUAUUGUGUGUGUAUGUGCGCACGCAUAUUUGAAAGAGAAAAACAUAUACCGCAUGAGAUGGUUAGAGUAAAAGUGGUGUGUGUGUAUGCAUGCGCUCAUACAUGCAUGUUUGCAUGUGGACAUACUUUUAGUACUCUGAAGCAUGAAGUAUGUGCUUGUGUGUGAGAAAAAGAUUGCAUCAUGAGGGUCAUGGAAUGAAGUAGUCACCUGGGUACUUUUAAAGCAUGCAUUGCUAGCUGCAGAAAAUCUGUGUAUGGACCAAGCAAACUUUGGUGAGCAGAAGUUUUUUUUUUCCAGUCUGAUAUUCAUAGUACAUAUUAGUGGUAUGUAUUUUUUUUUUGCUGCCUUGUGAUUUACAGAGGCAAAUGUUAAGAGAUUCAAGUUACGAAGAGUGUACUGGCAUUUAGAAGAACAUGAAACUGAUGAUUUCUAAGUCAGCAACAGUGUGUACUUGGCACUGAAGAUGCUGUGGAAAUAGACUGUUGUAAUAUGUAAUUGGUGACAUUUUACUGUUUGUAAAUAUAAUUUAUACACAUACACAAGGUAUCACUUUUUUUUUUUUUUUGUAUGAUACUGUUGGUGUCUGGAUUUUGUUUAACACAUUGAUUGUUUCUCAAUUUUAAAAAGGUUUGGGGACAUAUCAUUCCAUGAAAUCAACUAUUAACAGGCAUUAGGUAUGGCAUGUUUAUACGGUGACAUGAAAGAUUAAGGAAAAACUAUUAAAGUUAUUGUUUGCAUUGCUAUAUUUUGUGUCCUCAGAAAGUGUUGAACACUCUAACAAAAAAUAGUCUGCCAGAAACAGAAAAUCUGGUGAACUUUUGCUCCAAUAGACUUUCACCUCAUGCAGUGUUUUAAAUGCAAAGAGAGUGCAUGUAUGUUGGAAGUUAAAGGAGAUGUUGAACGCAUGAAAGGCUGGUCUGCAAUCUGCCGUUGCCUUCACUCAGUUACACUACAAUAUUAGUCAUACUGAUGUGAGUUUACCAAAUAAUUUGUGAUGCCUUGGAAAAAGACUCCUUUUGCAGUUGUUUGAUGAUGACGUGGAGGGCACGCAUACUUGUUUUUAAUGUUUUUCCUACUGUUCCUACUGUUUGUAAAUGAUUGUCAUUUGCAUUUUUUUGGGUCUGUCAAUGUUUUACAGUGCUUGUUAAUCAUGAAAAACAUUUAUGAAGGAAUUUACAUGAUGUACUUGUUUAGCAAAAGCACUUGAUACAGUGAAGAGCAUGUUGUGCAUACUGAUACUGCAAGCUUUAGGGCACACAGUUUAUCUGAAAUCAGCGUUUAUUGUCAAAUAAUCAAGUUUUCUUGUCACCCUUCCACUUCAAAUAAAAACUAAAGAAAGCUGACAUCGCACUCUUAUUGUUGCAGUGAGCAGCAAAAUAAAUUGUAAAAGUUGUAUUGUGAUUUUGUUUCUCAAAUGUGUUUUUUUUUCAUCAUUCUUGAUUGACAAAAUAAUGAGGCACUUGUCCUUUUGGUCCAGUGAUUUCCCUUUGUGAUUUUGAAAGAAUUUCCUACAGUACGUUGGCGUUUGCUGGUGGCAAAUAAAAUGCUGCAAGCAUA